Messenger RNA from Serendipita indica DSM 11827, 1554 nucleotides. The record is from the annotation of a GenBank genome assembly. Lineage: Eukaryota; Fungi; Basidiomycota; Agaricomycetes; Sebacinales; Serendipitaceae.
AUGUCCGUCGACGAUACUAUCGCCACGUUUGCUCGUAUCUGCCAGGAAGUGUACCCAGUCGAGGGCAUGGACGCAGUCUCCCGGUCAGCAAAACUCCGCGGGGUACUGACUAGCAUCCUCAAGGAGCAUGACAUCGACCCGAACGUCCUGUUGAGUCAGGUUGGAGGGACCAAUAUCUGUCUGGGCUAUUCGUCUACCUCGAGCAUGGCGACUUGGAGGGCAUUCCGCAACUAUCCGAGCCGACAAUACUCCUAUGAACCCCCGCUCAUCGAUGCCAUCUGCGCCUGUUGGGCUAUCACGGGUCUCUUCCAAGCCAUUGCAGUCGGAAGCGAGGUGGAAAAGGAUGAUGCAAUCAGUGCGGAAGCCGCAUAUCCGAAUCCUACGGUUCAAGCGGUCCAAGAGGCCAGUGAAAUCUAUGGCGCGGACAAACAUGUUGGGCUGCUUUUAAGCCUUGGGUUUUCUCGCGAGCUCGAACGCCGCUUCGGGACGACUGGCGUCUACUAUCGUCUUAGCGUUGUGCCCAGUCUUGCCGCCGCAACCGAGAUGACACAGGAGAUCGUCGGUGUCAUAUCCGCUCACACCUCGGACUAUUUACAAAAUCCGGUGACGGAUCGACUGCUCGAUCAGGUGGCUAAAACGCGUUCUAGGGCCAGUCGCUUCACGCUAAGAAGCAUGUCGGAAACGACGGCUCCACCAAAGGUUUCGAUGGCCGGUCUCCCACCCCUCUCGCCUUACUUUGUCCAAAGAGAGGUGCCAAUGAAUCAUAUGGAUGUGGCUCUUCUCUGUUCCGAGGAAAAAAUGCGACAACGGCUAUCGAUUAUCACUGGAAUGGGAGGCUCGGGUAAGACGCAACUCGUAGUGGCCUGGGCAAGGCUGCACGCCGAAUGUUUCCAACAUAUUUUAUUUAUCGAUGCUUCGUCGGAUAGGAGCAUUGAGACGGAUCUUGUUGCCCGGCUCAAAGCCAUUGACCGCUCCUUCGAAGGAUCCGACCUGAGCAGUGCGCUCAAGGCUCUUUCUGAGCCAAAUGAAAUGAUCACUACCAGAUGGUGCCUCAUCUUCGACAACGCGGACGACUCGGAUCUGGAUAUAACUUCCUUCCUUCCGACAUGCGACCACGGCGCUAUCAUUAUUACAACUCGUAACGCCCAACUCGAAUUUAUCUCGCCGGAGGGCCACAUAGCCCUCGAAGUGAUGAACAAAAGCGAGGCAUGCGAUGCACUUUUGGCCUCCGCACUUGGGCCGACCGAGAAGCAUACUCCGCGCCAAAAAGAGCAAGCUAUGGCAAUUGUGAAGGAGUUCGAAUACCUUCCAAUCGCCGUUGUUCAAGCAGGAUGUUACAUUCGCAAGCACAAAUGCUUGGAGACAUACCUCAAGCGACUCGAGACGAGUCGUUCCGAGCUUUUGAAACAGACGACGGUUCAGCGGGACAAGCUGAGAUACAAACACAGCGUCUACGCAGCAUUUGACACUUCUCUGUCCUCGUUGUCCGAGCGUGCUCUUUGGCCUCCUUUCGAUCCUGUGUGCUUUCAUUAUACCGGAUUUCUCGAUCAAUGA